GCAAUCUGAACGAUCUGCUCGAUACGGAAAACAAUCCCACGGUACUGGACCGGAUCUGCGAAGGAGAGCAAGUGCAGACGGCCGAGUUUUAUAAUCAGCAAGAAAAAUCUUACCACCGGAAUGUGGCGAAGAUAUAUCGCAAAAAUAGGGCCGUUUCUCCGGGACCUCCAACUGUUAAUCCUGCGCCACCGCCACCGCCACCGCCACCGCCUGCCGUGCCGGCUAUCGUUGAACCGGCAGUUCAGCCAAUCCCCAUGGAAGGUCCGCUGGAACCGGUCCGAUCGAACGAGGGCGUCAAUGCGGCAGCAGCACCGAACGAUCCAUACCAGCUGCGGGGAGAAAUCAACGCCAUAGCAACGGUGAUGCCAUCGGCGGUGGAACUGCUCCCCCAGGACGAUAACUUUGGUAGUCAGGAGGCCGAUGGGGCACGAGAGUUUUUUGCAGCUGUGUACCGACGAAGAGUUGCCGCCGAUGUCGCUGAGACAGUCGAUGACGCGGAAUAUGUUGCUGUCUCAGUUUCCAUCCCUGCCGGCGGUCGCCCCAAUGGUGGACAACUUCCAGACCAUUGAUCUGAAUACGCCUUUGUUCAGGAGACCGCUGGGAACCAGUACACCGUUCCUCCCGGUUACGGAGCUCACUGCACAGUUGGCGUUGCCCGAGUUACAGGAAUAUGGGCCGCAGGGCGCGCAAGAACCACAGCAAGAUCCAGCGGCUGAAGUUGUUCCGAAUAGAUCCGGAGAAGUUACUGCUUCAGCAGUGCAGCCAAGCACUGUGCCUCCUUUGAUUCCGGUGGUAGAAAGUAGCUCAUCGGGAGAGGAAGUGCCGGUAGCGCGUCCCAGGCGCACCCGACGGGAGGUAACGCUGACGCAACGGCUGGAACCGUUUGAAAGUAGUACCGGUCGGGGUAUGCCGCGGCCGAGGAGGAAUUUCGACAUUUUUAGCUUCCCGUACCGUACGGUGUGGAACAAAACGAUACAGGACGUGCAAAAUCAGCUGGCGGAGCUUUACAAGCAGCAGCAACAGGAGCAGCAAUCACAACGCAAGCAGCAGCAAGAACUGCUCGAAGCGGUGCCCGUGAUGCGGGAGGCAGCAACGAACCAACGAAUCGAUUCGGGCUUCCAGCAAACGACGGACGAUGGAUCCCGCAAUCCACCGCCGAUGAACACGACAGAGACAUCCAACUUGGCGGUGGGCAAUCGGACGGGCGGCAAGGCCACCAUUAGUAACGAUCCGUCACAUCAUAUACUUAGCCAGCAGGAAGCGAUAAUGACGUCGGAUCUAGUAGGCACCAGCCUGCAACCGGUUGUUCCGGAUCAACUGGAAUCGAUUGAUGGGAAGCUGGCGGAAGCGUCGGAUCGUUUCCAGCUGCCAACGGUCUUAGGGGACACGCCGGCGGCUAACAAUGAAACGAGCGUGAUGAAAAUUCCAGCACAGGCGGACAAUGUGUCCGUAUCGCAGGAAACAGAGAAACAGGCCGUUCCGUCUGAUCCGCCAUUGACAGCUCCCCAGGAACAGCGGACUACUAAGCGCACUCGGUCGAACAAGCAAAACGAAGAAGAGCAGGCUGUUUCAUCCGAGCAACGGCCCGAAAAACCAUCCGAAAUUCGGAACGAAAAGGAGAUCGAUCUAAGCUCGGUGCUGUUUAACCAGGCAAAGGAGCUGGAGGCAAUCCCGGAGGAGAUCGAUUCGUGCGAUGAGGUGGCUCCACUGGAUACAAUGCUGAUCGAUAUAGUGCUCGUAGUUCAGCGCGAAAUGUGCCAUCGGGGGGUGCAAUAUGUUCCACUGCACCACCUGCAUCAGUUUUUCCGCACCAGCUCACGUUUGGGCGUGUGUAAACUGUUCAAAAACAUAAUUCUGCUCAAGCAGGCCGGGCUGCUUGAAGUGCAAUGCAACGAGGAAAACCACAUUCGGCAGGUGACAUUGCGCACAUUGCGAGUGGAUGAAACGGAACGGAGCAAAUAUUAGUACGCGAGCAUCUUUUACUAUUA
This is a messenger RNA of Anopheles merus, 1988 nucleotides long. RefSeq lists its product as uncharacterized. Lineage: Eukaryota; Metazoa; Arthropoda; Insecta; Diptera; Culicidae. The transcript has 5 exons. The record is from RefSeq and is a predicted model, not a curated record. The coding region runs from base 421 to 1965 and encodes 514 amino acids.